AUGCAGAAGGUUUCUGAGUACAGCGAGUCUUUGGUCAGAACGUAUUCUAUUUCACUUAUAGAGGUAGAAUUGGCUUUAACAAAUAAAGUGUCAGAUAUUCACAGCUACCACCCUGAAUUAGAGAAGAGAAUAGAAGAAUUAGGGGAGGUUAUGGCGCACAGGACGGAAAGUGAAAACAUAACCAUAGAGGCGUAUUUAGACGGGAUAUUUGAGAAAAAGCUAAUUCAAUUUGGAGAAAACCAAGUGAAGCAGGAGCUGGAGGAGUUUGAGAGUGAUUUAAAGGCGUAUUUUGUGAAGGAGGAGAAAAGGCUGCUGACUGCACCGAGGAGAGAGCAAUUAAAAGUACGAAAAGAUGAGCACACGUAUGUGAUAAUUGAAGGGUGCAAGUCAUUGAAGAGGGGAGACUCUAUUGGACAGAAUCUUUUUUCAUCUCCUAUGCUGUAUGACGCGUACUUAUUUGCAACCUCAGCGCAGACUCCGCACGAGUUUCUGGCGUAUAUCCAUUAUACACGGGCAAUCAGAGAGAGAACAGCACAGGCCGUUAAGCUCUUUACACGCAUGAAGUAUGGCAGUGGGAUGUACAAAAUAGAGAUGUAUGAGAAUCAAGCCAUGUAUGCAGAGCUGUACCAGUAUGUUAGAGCAGGGAUGUACGCAGAGGCUGCACAGUACGUAGAGCAAAACAAGAACUUCUUUUUAAUAAUCUCGCAUAACUUCUACUCUUCCAUUAUGUCGUGGAUGCAUGCCAUGGGAUUUAUUUCUGAGGAGAAGAAGCACGGAAUGGACUGGGAGGAAGUUCCCACGAGUGAGGAUGAUCCAUUUAAAUUAUUAUUUUAUCGGCUAUUCACGGGAAGCACUGAGUGUGUACAGUCGGUUAUUACAACAAUAGAGGACUUCUUGUGGUACCACAUUACUGUUAUAAAGACAAUUUCAGCAUGCCGUAUAAAAAAGCGUGCGAAUACGUAUUUGGAGAUAUUUAAAAUGCUAGAAGGUUCUGUUACAGCGCCUAAAUUGCUGCAGGCAUCUCUUAUGCUAGGGCAGUGGAAGGAAGCUAUGAUUAUUCUGCAGGACAGUGCGUUUAAUGCAGCAGAGAUGAUAUUUAUAUCGUAUGCUAUUAUGCAGAAGAUGCGAGAGGAGUUUCCCUUUGCGUAUCCCAUUAAAAGAGAAUUGGCAGACACAGAGGCAGCACAGUGCACGGAUAUAUUUAUCAAGGGAGUGCAGGGAGUCACUGCGUUCUUUGCAUCAGCAGAAGAGAAGCUGUGUGUGGUCAAUUUAGCAUCGCCUUUUAUUACUGCAGAGUGGCUAGAGGAUUUAGUUGCAGAGGUAUUCAUUGCUUCAGAAGAUUACACAGUUCUAGGGGAGGUCGAUGCAACUGGAAGAAGACAGGCUGCCACAAUACUCGAGUACAUCGAUGUAUCCAGGCAGGGCGUAGUGCAGAGAGUAGCAGAGUAUUAUAUACACAGUGGAGAUUUAUUGAAGGCCUUGAAGAUAUCUUAUGCAGGCAGUGAUGAAAGGGCACUGGACAUUCUUACUUCUAUUCUCGUGGACAAGAUAGAGGCAAAGGAGUACGAGCAGGAGGGUCUGGGCAGUAUUGUGGAGCACUUCAAUGAUGAACUGACUAACUUCCUAUGGGAUAUUCUUCUGAUCGGUGGAUCACAGGAAGGUGCAGUAAACCGCAUACGAAGAACAGGACUAGUUCCAGGAAACAAUGCAGCAGAUGUUCUUAGAAAGACACAGGAAAUAAAGAACCUAGCACCACGCAUUAAACGAGUAAUCCCCACCGCGCUAGUAAUUACAGCACAACGACUAGGAGCCAACUCUCGUAUUGAAAACCAAGACCUAGCAAAGGCACUCCUUCUACUUGCAGGUGCACUAGACAUGGAUAAAGAGGUCAUGCACGAGAUAGUCACCAGCAUAGCAGGACUGCUAUAAUAAAAUAAUAAACAG
Messenger RNA from Nematocida parisii ERTm1, 1944 nucleotides. RefSeq lists its product as uncharacterized. Bases 1 to 1929 code for a protein of 642 amino acids. The transcript has a single exon. Gene Ontology annotation, biological process: poly(A)+ mRNA export from nucleus; protein import into nucleus. The record is from RefSeq and is a predicted model, not a curated record. Lineage: Eukaryota; Fungi; Microsporidia. Gene Ontology annotation, molecular function: structural constituent of nuclear pore. Gene Ontology annotation, cellular component: nuclear pore.